AUGUUCCUCUUCUGCAACUUCAUCAUCAUCUUGAUCCUCAUGGGCAACUCUAAACCGGAUUCCCAAGACAAAUCAAAUCCCGGUUUGCAGGAACCCAUUUUGAUAUCUGAGUCACUUCUCACUUCCAAAUCCGGUUUCAAGAAAUCCGUCUUGCUAUCUGACUCGGUUCUCUCUUCCAAGCCCGGUUUUGAGCAAUCCGUAUUGAUAUCUGAGUCGGUUCUGUCUUCCGAUCUCGGUUUUGAGAAAUCCGUGUUGGUACCUGAGCCGAGUCUCACCUCGAAGACCGGUUCGCAAGAACCCAUGUUGAUAUCAAAAUCGGUUAUCUCGUCCAAACCGACUGGUUCUGAGCAAUCGCUGACAUACAAACCCGGUUUGCGGAUAAUUUCUUCUGGAUUGAAACCCGGUUCAGACUUUUCAGAGAAGGACAAGAAAGAGAGAAUGAAGAAAACAGAAGGCUUGGAGGAGAACGAGAGCGAAUUCUGUUUGUAA
Messenger RNA from Thlaspi arvense, 489 nucleotides. Lineage: Eukaryota; Viridiplantae; Streptophyta; Magnoliopsida; Brassicales; Brassicaceae. The record is from the annotation of a GenBank genome assembly.